GUUUAGUCAGGCUUUUAUUAUUGACAUGAAACAUGAUGUGCUCAGAAGUAGCUGAUACUUCCUUCUCGUGGUGUUACUUUAGAGAGGACUUUAUCUCUUCUGCUGUAGUUAAUGUGUGACCCGCUCUUCUGACCCAGUUGUGAAAUGGACCGGCCUUGAAGGACUUCUGGGAGGGUUUUGUGAGAAAGCAGCUUAUCUCAGCUCAGAUGCAGGUAUAAAACACAGCUCUCAGCUCCAGAGUCAGUGUGGAUUUACAUGAACCUGCAUCUUCAUCAUCAUCAUCUUCAUCUUCUUCAGUCUGAUCAACAUGGGUGUUGCGUACAGCGUGGGAGAAGUCGAUCAUCUGUACACGUUCUUCGUCCAGUGGUCUCCAGAGACCAUCUACAGCAAACACAGCAGCAAACCGGACUUCCUCAGGGUCCACCCGGAAGCGCUCGACGUGAUCGACUCUCUGCUCAGCAGUUCUGCAUCAGAGAAAUGGGAGAUCGUGACUGUGAAGCAGCAGAACAAGCGGCGUCCGAGCAUCUGUAGCUCCGCAGACUCUGAAUCUGACGAGCUGCUGCCUGUUUUAAUAGACCCAAGUCAGAUUCUGAACGAGCGGCAUCUUGAACACCUGACCAGUCACAUCCCGGCGAGGACGCAGGGUUCCUCUUGGAAGCUGGUGUACAGCACCGUGGAGCACGGCACCAGCCUGACCACACUGUACCGACAGAUGAGAGAGUUAGACAGACCCGUGCUGAUGGUCAUCAAAGACACCGACAACCAGGUACACUGACA
Molecule: messenger RNA, 777 nt
Organism: Carassius carassius (crucian carp)
Lineage: Eukaryota; Metazoa; Chordata; Actinopteri; Cypriniformes; Cyprinidae
Gene: ncoa7a
Product: nuclear receptor coactivator 7
Exons: 4
Coding region: 308-775 (155 amino acids)
Biological process (GO): response to oxidative stress; regulation of transcription by RNA polymerase II
Cellular component (GO): nucleus
Source: RefSeq, a predicted model, not a curated record